Aethalodelphis obliquidens (Pacific white-sided dolphin) is the source of this 2610-nucleotide messenger RNA. RefSeq names its product regulator of G protein signaling 9 binding protein (gene RGS9BP). The coding region runs from base 818 to 1531 and encodes 237 amino acids. NCBI's taxonomy places the organism in Eukaryota, Metazoa, Chordata, Mammalia, Artiodactyla, Delphinidae. The transcript has a single exon. The record is from RefSeq and is a predicted model, not a curated record.
AAGCGGGCUGGUCUAAGAAGGGGAGAUUUUGGGAGCCGUCCCGCCCCGCAGAUCGCCCUUUACUGCUCGUUUUGGGAGACGGAGGUGCCCAAUCCUACGAGGCAUAACCACUCCCGUCGCUGGCAGGGUCUAAGAGUCAGGGUACCAGGGUUCUAGCCCCUUCACUUGCAUGGACGUGGCGUGAUCCUAGCCCCCCCUUUUUUUAUCGAGCCUCAGUUUCCCCUUCCGUAAAACAGAGGAUUGGAUCUGACGAGCGCUAAUAUUCCAGACCGUAAUGGGGUGCGGAGGGGGAGAUGGGGGACCUACACGUGACCUCCCGCGUGGGGCCCCGCCUAUCCCUGGUCCAGGGGAUGAAAGCGCCCAGCGAGGACGGGAGGGGGUGGGCGGAUCCUAAGAAACCCUACCCGGCCGCCCUUGGCAGCAGCUAAGGCUGAGGGCGCGGCUCCGCGGCCGGCUAGCCCUGGCGACUGCACCGGAGGAGGAUGGCGACCGCAACCCGGGCUUCGCGGGUGGCUACCGUGGAGGCGAGGACUGCGCAGAGAUUCGGCGUGUGACUAGGAGCGCACCUGGGGAGGAUGGACGAGGGGACGGGAAACAGCUAACGGCUCUCUCUCCGCGCCGAGUCCGCGGAAGCGCACGUCGUGGAUCCUGAGCGGCUCUGUAGACAGCAGCGGCAGUGGCUAGCUCCUCUCAGGCCAUGAGGAGUGCUCGGGCCGCCUGGCCAGGGGACGCCGUCGGGGCUGGCUGUGUCCUGCUGCGCUGAGGGCGUGAGGCUGAGAGGGGCGCAGGCGGCCGGGCUGCGCCGGAGAGCAGCGCCAUGGCGAAGGAGGAGUGCAAGGCACUACUGGACGCGCUCAAUAAGGCGACUGCAUGCUACCACCACCUGGUACUGACCAUCGGCGGCUCCGCGGACUCGCAGAACCUGCGAGAGGAGCUGCAGAAGACGCGCCAGAAGGCGCAAGAGCUGGCGGUGGCCAUCCGCGGCCGACUGACACCUCCGCUGCGCGACCGGGGCCUGGGCGCUGAGGAACGUGCCGAGUUCGAGCGCCUCUGGGUGGCCUUCUCUGGCUGCCUGGACUUGCUGGAAGCGGACAUGCGGCGUGCGCUGACCUUGGGCACCGAGUUCCCGCUGAAUAAGCCGCUGCGGCCGCUCGUGCGUACCGGGGUGGAAGGCGGCGCAGCGAACGUAGCGGCGCGCGCCCUGAGCGCCCGCAGCCUGCGGCACGAGGCGGAGCGCGGCUUCGACGUGGAAGACCUUCACCAGCUGGAGCGGGAGAUCCUUCAGGUGGGCGAGAUGAUCCACGAUAUGGAGAUGAAGGUCAACGUGCCCCGCUGGACGGUGCAGGCCCGGCAGGCGGCAGGCGCCGAGCUCCUGGCCAGGCCCAGCGCCGGCGUCUCCUCGAUGCGCUGUGUGUCCGUAGAGCAGCGCGUGGGGCCCUGCGACCUGAGCAAGGCCCUGGCCGCCACCAUCUUCAGCGCCGUGCUGCUGGCGGCUGUGGCCUUGGCCGUGUGUGUGGCGAAGCUGAGUUGACCCAUACGCGAACGACCUCCUCGCUACCCGGAGACACCCCUCGGAGAACAUCUGCAACCGCCAGGACUAGGGAUGAGAGUGGGAUCUGGCAUGUUUAAGGGGAGCGGUUCUAAAACCCUGCGUGUGUACGUGUAUGUUUAUACGCGCGUUUCAAGCACACAUCUGCCUGGGCAGAACAUGGCUUCCUCUUGAUGGCCCCGGGAGGAGUUAAUUUUGCGCGGGCCACCGGGUCAUUACCGCUAAUGUAUGCAGGAGCUUUAUCCCCUAUUAAUAGUUCGUAGUGAGCGGAGAUUCCUCCGAGUUAAUACCGCCUGUGCUGCCGGGGCGUGUUUACACUGAGUCUGAGCUUGGUGUCCCCACCCCUGCCGGUGAUUCCCAUUCUCCGAGUGGGGCAGUUUGGAAAGAGGGUGAGGUGAAAUGAAGUGUGUUUUGGCCUGUGUGUGUGUGUUGGGUUUGUUUUCUAGACGAGAAAACAAACUGCAAUAAGAGGUAAGCAGUUUUUAUUACCUUAAUCCUUUGGGGCCUAAGCUUAGGAGAGUGUGCAAAUAGAAGUUCAUGCAACGUGCUUUCUUUUAGCACAUGAUUACACACUUCUGCACACCCUUGCCUAUUGAAAAGGGCUCUGCCCAGUCAGUCUGGAAGGGGUGCAAGCUUUGGGAAGGGCCACCGGCUAUCUAAACAGGCACCUUCUCCUUAGCUGGGGCUUAUUUUUGUUCCAGAACUAGACUAGAGUUUUUAUCCUCCUUUGGGGGAGGGCUGGGGAAUCCUCUUUGGAGCCCUUAAUCCUAUCUAUCCCUUGGAAUUUGCUUGCUGGCCAGUAGGAGAGCUGGCUUUGGAGGGAGCUGCACAGCUCCCUGACCUGGACACUGCCCCCUGAGAGGGUCAAGUGGGGCAUCACUGGGCACAGAGGUCUUGAGCCAAUUAGCCCUGAGACUGGGUUAGAACGUAACAGCUUUAACUUCAAAUUUAAGGAGAUUUAAAAAAAAAAUCAUUUGUUAGAAAAAUCCUGUAGCCACAUUGUGUACUGUCAAAGCUGUUUUUUUUUUAUAAAGGACAUUUGGCCACGAAUUCAUACGGGU